GCAGCAGACAGACGGACAGACAGACAGGCAGGCAGGCAGGCAGCGGAGUUGGUACGAACAUCUUCGACUUCUCAAAACCAAAAACACCUCGACUGCUCUUCAGCUACGCUGCUCCACAAGAAAUGCCUCGGACUCAUCGCUGUUUUUUGGGGGGGGAUUCACGUUGGAUUUAGCGUCUAAAUCACUCCGGACAAAGAUGCCUAAACGUGAAGUAAACAGCGUAGGAGAAAGUGUGCCUUGUUUGGAGCCGAACGGGUCGUGGUGCCACAACAUAAAACUCGGAGCGCAUCAAGGCCAGUAGCAGCCUGUAGCACUAGUUAGCUCGUCGGCUAACGCUAGCCUGCUAACGUUACAGGUGUUUAGGCAGCAAAUAACCAAACGUAACUUGUAGCUGUAGUUAGCUGGCAACAAGCUGAGCUCACGUGUCGUGACUCAACACUGAACUCAAUGUGCAUAUUAAAGGCUUUUUAGCAAACGCCGAGUAGCAAGUAUGACACUUGGCGACAUUGUUGUUAGCCGUUAGCUUCUUAGUUAGCCGCUGUCCCGUGUUUACAGCCGCAGCAGGGCUAGCCUCACUAGCUCACCGAGCUAGCGAGUUAACUUUACAGCUACAUGUGCUUAUUUUACGGUGUAGCUAACUAGUUUAACCCGACUCGACUCCGGACCUGCAGUGUGGUUUAGUGUCACUCUUCAUAUUUGCAAAGCGAGACAGUUUUGACUCUUUUUUUCUCCGCCGUGCCUUGCCUUGGACUGACCCACCCAAAAGGACUCUCUCUCCGGGGCCGAUGCUGACAGCUCAGUCCGGAGCACGGCAACGCCAGGAGCCGCUACAGCGAUGCAGCCCCAGCAGAUAUACGACUUUUCAAGUGACGAGAACAGUCACAAAUGGAGAGGCCUCUUCGUGCAAGCUUUGCGGAAGGUUCAGAAGCAGGUCCACCCGAACCUCAUGGCGAGGGAGGACGCCCUGCAGCACAUCGAGGAGCUGAUCCUGCAGCUGCUCAGCAUGCUGUGUGUGGCCCAGCCUCGCUCCGUGCAGGACGUAGAAGAACGUGUCCAGAAAACUUUCCCCCACCCGAUAGAUAAGUGGGCGAUUGCCGACGCCCAGUCAGCUAUUGAGAAACGCAAGAGGAGAAACCCUUUACUUCUCCCUGUGGACAAGAUACACCCACUGCUGAAGGAGGUUUUGGGCUAUAAAGUGGACUACCAUGUUUCCCUGUACAUCGUGGCUGUGCUUGAAUACAUAUCAGCAGACAUACUGAAACUGGCGGGCAACUACGUCGGCAACAUUCGUCACUAUGAAAUCAGCCAGCAGGACAUCAAGGUGUCAAUGUGUGCAGACAAGGUGUUGAUGGACAUGUUUGACCAGGAGGAGGACAUCGGCUUGAUGUCUCAGUGCACCGAGGAGCCGUCGUCCUCCGGGGAGCUCACGUACGACGACCUGGUGAAGCUUGAAAUCGCAGAGGAGCGGCAGUACCUGCGAGAGCUCGACCUCAUCAUCAAAGUGUUCCGCCAGCACUUCCUGUCCAACCCCAAAAUCUUCACGCCUCAGGACGUGGAGGUGAUCUUCAGCAACAUCCUGGACAUCCACGAGCUGACGGUGAAGCUGCUCGGACUGAUCGAGGAUGCCGUGGAGAUGACGGCUGAUGGCAGCCCUCAUCCGCUGGUGGGCAGCUGCUUUGAAGACCUAGCAGAGGAGCAGGCGUUCGACCCUUACGAGACCCUGUCUCAGGAUAUCCUCAGUAAGGAUUUCCACGAGCACUUCAACAACCUGAUGGCGCGGUCAACCGCCGGCCUCUACUUCCAGUCAGUUGCAGAAGGCUUCAAAGAAGCCGUCCAGUAUGUCCUCCCACAGCUGAUGAUGGUCCCAGUAUACCACUGUAUGCACUACUUUGAGCUGCUGCAGCAACUUCAGGAGCGCAGUCAAGACCAAGAUGACCGAGAGUGUCUGAAACAGGCGAUCACUGCGCUGCUUAAUCUCCAGUGUAGCGUGGAGCGCAUCUAUGCCAAGCACCAGCCUCGCCGUAAACCUGGUGAGCCCAUGUACCGCCUGUACAGCAGGCAGGUUCGUAGCAAACAACUCGCCAUCAAACGCAUGAACGAGAUUCAGAAGAGCAUCGACGGCUGGGAGGGAAAAGACAUCGGUCAGUGCUGCAGCGAGUUCAUCCUGGAGGGGCCGCUUGCACGAGCCGGCGCCAAGCACGAGAGACACAACUUCCUGUUUGACGGCCUGAUGAUAAGUUGCAAGGCCAAUCAGAGCUCGCGGCUCCCGGGUUCGGGCAGCGGGGCGGAGUACCGUCUGAAGGAGAAGUUUGUGCUGAGGAAGAUCCGCAUCGUGGACCGCGAGGACUCGGUGGAUCUGCGGCACGCCUUUGAACUGAUAGGAAAGGAUGAAAACUGUGCCGUUUUCUGUGCACGGACAGCAGAGGAGAAGGCGGCGUGGAUGGCCGGGCUGGUGACUCUGCAGUACCGCUCUACUUUGGAUCGCAUGUUGGACACGGUGCUGCAGCACGAUGAGCAGGCGCAUCCUCUAAGACUGCCCUCCCCGGAGGUUUACCGCUUUGCCGUCCAGGACUCUGAGGAGAAUAUUGUGUUUGAGGACAAAGUGCAGAGCAAAACGGGCAUCCCCAUCAUUAAGGCCGGCACAGUGGUCAAGCUUAUAGAGAGGCUCACCUACCAUAUGUAUGCUGAUCCUAACUUUGUGCGCACGUUUCUUACAACAUACCGAUCAUUCUGCAAACCACAAGAGCUCCUCACCCUGCUGAUAGACAGGAUUGAGAUCCCUGAGCCAGAACCGACUGAGGAGGACCGACAGGCUCUCUGGAACGGCGACCAGCCAAUGGCGGCCGAGCUCCAGAGAUUCCGGAAGGAAUACGUGCAGCCGGUCCAACUCAGGGUUCUCAACGUUUUCCGUCAGUGGGUCGAGCAUCAUUUCUACGACUUUGAGAACGAUCCAGAGCUGAGGAGUCGAUUAGAGGAGUACAUCUCCAGCAAGAUCCAGCUGAGAGGCAAGUCGAUGAGAAAGUGGGUUGAGUCGAUCAAUAAGAUCAUCAGGAGGAAGCUGCAGACGCAGUCAAAUGGAGUUAGCCACAACAUCACCUUCGAGAGCCCGCCUCCUCCCAUCGAGUGGCACAUCUGCAGAGCGGGCCAAGUGGACUCCUUUGACCUCAUGACCCUUCAUCCCAUAGAGAUCGCCCGGCAGCUGACUCUGCUCGAGUCAGAGCUGUACAGAGCUGUCCGGCCGUCCGAGCUGGUCGGCAGCGUCUGGACCAAAGAGGACAAAGAGAAGAACUCGCCGAACUUGCUCCGCAUGAUCCGCCACACCACCAACCUCACACUGUGGUUCGAGAAGUGCAUUGUAGAGACGUUGAACCUGGAAGAGAGGGUGGCGGUGUUAUCGCGGGUCAUUGAGAUUCUGCAGGUUUUCCAGGAGCUCAACAACUUCAACGGCGUGCUGGAGGUGGUCAGUGCCAUCAACUCCGUCCCAGUCUACAGGCUGGACCACACCUUCGAGGCAAUACCAGAGAGGAAAAAGAAAAUCCUGGAAGAGGCUGUGGAACUGAGCCAGGACCACUUUAAGAAAUACUUGGCUAAACUCAAGUCAAUAAACCCACCCUGUGUGCCUUUUUUUGGUAUUUAUUUAACCAACAUCCUGAAGACGGAGGAAGGCAACCCAGACUUCCUCAAACGCCACGGCAAGGAGCUGAUCAACUUCAGCAAGAGGAGGAAAGUGGCUGAAAUCACAGGAGAGAUCCAGCAGUAUCAGAACCAGCCCUACUGUCUGAAAGUGGAGCACGAGAUCAGGAGGUUCUUCGAGAACCUGAACCCGAUGGGCAACAGGAGCGAGAAGGAGUUUUACGACUACCUGUUCAAAAUGUCUCUGGAUAUUGAGCCACGGAACUGCAGGCAGGCUCCUCGAUUCCCCAGGAAGACCAUGUACACUCUGAAAUCCCCGGGGAUCCGGCCCGUGCGAACGUCUACCUCUGGCACCCUGAAGAAUCACCCCGUCCCCCUGGAGAGGGAGCCCCCGCAUAAGAUCACCUUCCGGAGUAUCGCCGAGACCGAGCCGGAGAUGUCGGCCUCGGUGCCCACCUCCCCUAAUACGCCGACCCCGCCGCAGUCGGCCUCCUCCGACCUCAGCUCGGUCUUCAUGGAUCACGACUUCUGCAGCUCGUAUGGCGGCAGCAACUCCAUAUUUGCUCCUGUUCUUCUGCCGCCUUCAAAGUUCCAGUCCGUGUCUUGCGGCAGCCUCCACCAGCUCGGGGAGGAGCUGCUGAAGCCUCCUCCUCUGCCGCCACGAAGGAAAGACGCAAUGUCUGAAGCCAAACUGAGCUCCAGGUCCGACAGCCCCCCAGCCAUCCCUCCCCGGCUGCCCCCUCCUCUGCCCCGGAUCCAACCUCGACCGCUGGUCUACAACGGCCCCCCCAUGGAUGGCCCCCUGCCCAGCCCUCCUCCUCCGCCACCCCGAGACCCUCAGCCUGACACGCCUCCCCCGGUGCCCCAGCGGCCCCCAGAGAUCUUCAUCAACUACCCCCUCAACAUGCAGCCUUCCCCCGUGGGCCGAUACCACUGGGACUUCAGCAGCUCCCCCAGCUCCCCCAACACCCCGCCCAGCACGCCGUCGCCCCGCAUCCCCAGGCGGAGCUGCCCGCUCAGCGCCAGCCAGAACAGCCUGUACCCUCUUCCUGUUCCCAUCACCGCUCCACCUGUCCCCCCACGCCACAACUCCAGCCCACAACUCCCCAAACUCCCACCAAAGACAUACAAAAGGGAGCUGCUGCUGCAGCCGCCGCCGCUGCCGCUACAAGGCCUCUCAUUGGUGGAGAACACAGACGGCAGCCAGUGAGUCUGCUUUGUUUUUUUUGGGUUUUUUUUUUAAAAACACCAAGAGGUUAUCUUGAAAUGCAAACUUCAAACUGUCUCCUGCAAACUACGACACAGUGGACUCAAAGCUACUGAUCAGAAAGAAUAACACUGCUCCACACACUCUUAACUCCACCCACCCGCCCUCCGCAUCGACCAAUCGCACCCCCCGCUGUGCCUCUCAGGGGAUCAGUAGCUUCGCCUUCAUCAUAAACCCUCUGUGCCAAUGAGAAACCCUCACCGGUGUGCCAGCUAAUAAACAACAAGGAGUUUGAGUGUUUGUCUUUUUGUUCUACAUGGAGCGGGACUGUUGCUCCUGAUGAAAGUUCUCACCCCUCACACUCUUAACUUACCCUAGUCCCACUCCUCUGUCAGGGUGGGGGUGAAUGUGGGGGGGCCUUGGACUUUGUAGCGUCUAAUGUCAUGCUUUUGUUUCUUUGGGUAUUGACAUGAUCUGGAGUCGUGCUGCAGCUCACAGAUCUUUAAGACCGCUCUCCUCCUCGAUGAUCCACUCAGACGUAGCUCUUUCACAGUGGCUGUGAGCAGCAAACAUUUCCAUUGAUAUGUUUUUCCUACGAACUGAUAAACAAACAGUUGCCAAAGUCUUAUUUUAUGCAGGGGGAAAAGGGAUUUUCUUUUUUUUUUCUUUUUUAAACAAAUGUGACAUUAAAAGAAACGCAUAGCAGAGGCGACACUGAAUCCCCCACCUUGUAUCUCAACUGUACACUGUGACUGUAUAGACGUGAGUCAAACUGUCUUGACUGUUUGUUUUUUUUUGUUUGUUUUUUUUUACCUGAAGACAGGCCUCUCCGCAGCCACAAAAUUGUUGCCUUUUAAAAAUCCAACAGCGGUGACCCCAGGCUCCAGUCCUCUCGGCCCGGAUGGGACAGCGAGAGCCGAGAAAACACUCCAUUUGCACAUCGAGUUUGGGCCAAGUCAGCAGGUUUCCAUCAGACUAUUGACAAUAUCCCUGAGCGGUGUGCGACAGCGGGAGGUCUGCCUCGAUAUCAAAGCGGCUCCGAUCCAGGACGAAGACGGGGAGAGCUGUACGUUCUCUCUCCAACGCUUCCACAGCUGAUGUCUUAACCGAUCCCCUGACAGACGUGCGCUGCUGUCUUGACACUGUGCUUUCUCCAAAAGCCCCCCCCCCCCCCCCCCCCCCCCCCACCAUGACCAACUCUUCUUCAUUGGUAUUCAAACUCGGCACUGGAAGUGCGCAACCUCCUACCAGAGCUGGGUCAGCUCCCCCCAGUGGCUGCUCCAAAUGCCUAAAAGCCCAUGAAAAAGAGGAACUUUUCAAACCCAACUUCUUCUUUCUGUCUCUUUUUCUUUUUUUUCCUGCUUGAAAACAUUUUUGUUUCACUUUUGAAAGACUGAAAUAAUCCAUGCAUCAUGCUCAGAUGUGCCUUUUAUUUUAUUUUCUACUUAAGCAAAUGGUGUCUAAAAUGCAAAAAAAAAAUAAAGUUGCCUAUGUAAUGUUUAGAACAAAGCUAUACACUAUGAAAUUGUACAUGUUUGUGGAUACUGUGUAUAUAUAACAUGUAUACACUAACUAAAUAAUUUGUAUAAAGUGGCAAGUUCUUCCCCCCCCCCCCCCUCCCGUUGUAUUGUACCCUCAUCCGCAUCUGUUCAGUCGAAUAUUGCCUAAUAAUCCAAUGCUGCUACAGUCGGAUAAAAAAAAAACUAAAAAACAAAACCAGAAAAAAAACAGGUCACUGUCACUAACUUACUUACAGACAAUCUCCGGUUGAGACACUGGGAGUAUUAACUGAGGAAAGCCAUUGUUUCUUCCCUGCCCCUUAGCUGUUUGAAAGCAAUGAAAAGAAUACAGUUCAGUAUGCCAAGCACUUACUUAGACGUGUGCUUCACUUUCUACAUCUUACUAAUUGCCUUUUUCUCCUUUUCAAAGACUUUUUUUUUUUUUUUUAAUGCUAACAUUCAUUAAACCGGUUGGGAUUGUAUUAAAGUUGCAGUUGAAUAUACAAAGACCGAUAUUCAGAUGCAAGUAUUUGAGCAGAGUGAAGAAUUGGGACAUUUUUAUUUUUAUAUUUUAUUUUUUUUUUUCAGAGAAACACACUUUGUGCACUUUAGGCUGUACUGUUGAAGAGCCACAGUUGUUGAUAGGUCAUGUUUGUAAAUGCAAUGGUCCUAUGCAACUGUUCAAACUCACUUUCUACGUGGAUAAGGAUGGAAAAAACAAGUCUACCACCUCUCGUUCAUCCACACGAUGUCUGCAGACACAAACACCUGAGAAUGUCUGACGACCACGAGGUUUCAGCGAAAAUUAAACAAACUAAUCUCUCGUGCCCCUUUUCCUCUCGGUCUUGCUGUGUUUUGUGCACGAUGGUGGACGAUUAAACUUCCGAUCAAACUAGAGAUAAAAGCGGAGUGUUGGAGGAUGAAGCUGAAGUCGAAUCACUUCACUGUCUUCACUCAUGUUCUGUCCAUUUCCCCGAGUUUCCCAAACCAGUGUUGGUGGGGUUGAUUUUGCCAAAUUUGUCUCUUCUGUUUUCUAUGUUUGUUUGUUUAGUUGUUUUUGUUUAACCCCAGCCCUGACCGAAUAACAGAUUGGUUUUCCUCCAGUGGCACUGUAACAGCUUGAUCCAGCAGUCGGUUUAUUUGAUGGUAUGUGGCCUUUUAACUGCUUUGUAUUAAUGGUCUUCAUGAGAUUAAUAAAUCACCCAGUCUUAUUUUGUACUGAA
Anarrhichthys ocellatus (wolf-eel) is the source of this 7562-nucleotide messenger RNA. RefSeq names its product son of sevenless homolog 2 (Drosophila) (gene sos2). Lineage: Eukaryota; Metazoa; Chordata; Actinopteri; Perciformes; Anarhichadidae. Gene Ontology annotation, biological process: Ras protein signal transduction. Gene Ontology annotation, molecular function: protein heterodimerization activity; guanyl-nucleotide exchange factor activity. Bases 836 to 4843 code for a protein of 1335 amino acids. Gene Ontology annotation, cellular component: plasma membrane. The transcript has 23 exons. The record is from RefSeq and is a predicted model, not a curated record.